Molecule: messenger RNA, 543 nt
Organism: Colletotrichum abscissum
Lineage: Eukaryota; Fungi; Ascomycota; Sordariomycetes; Glomerellales; Glomerellaceae
Exons: 1
Coding region: 1-543 (180 amino acids)
Source: RefSeq, a predicted model, not a curated record
AUGGUCAUUCAAGCCAUCCUGAAAACAACCGUUCUUGCUGCUGGUGCAAUAGCGGCAACCAUUUCCGCCAGGAACGAUGAUGGAACCAACAGUUUCCGUCUAUGGGCCAACAUGCUUUACCCCGAUUCUCCAGGCAAUGGGCCUAUUAUCCAGGGUUAUGAGCUCGGCUACGUCUCCGACGCCGCAUGUCAAGCCACCGUGAUCCUGGUACCCGAGAGUCAAGGAAGCAUGUUCUAUGCCAAUAAUAAUACCCUUGGCGUUGACUUUGGCGGCGACUCAUCCUCCUUUUCCGGCAUGGUGGUGCCCUGGCGCGGGCCUGCGAUGGUACCUAGCGGUAGACCAGUGGAGCUCAAGUGCGAAGACGGUACACAAGGUCUCACCCUCAACGAAAACGGGGUAUACUAUCCCGGGGAAAUGGGUCCAGAUUUUAAUGGUGCAUUCAUGGUGUGCGAGAAUGGAGCUGAACCGUUUUUAAGCUUCUAUGGUUGGGGUCAGAGGCCUCUAUGGGGCUGCACUGUAAUUCAGCUUCUGCCUAUCUACUAA